Molecule: messenger RNA, 3015 nt
Organism: Rattus rattus (black rat)
Lineage: Eukaryota; Metazoa; Chordata; Mammalia; Rodentia; Muridae
Gene: Serpine1
Product: serpin family E member 1
Exons: 9
Coding region: 139-1347 (402 amino acids)
Biological process (GO): negative regulation of endopeptidase activity; negative regulation of vascular wound healing; negative regulation of plasminogen activation
Molecular function (GO): serine-type endopeptidase inhibitor activity
Source: RefSeq, a predicted model, not a curated record
CAGGCUGCUGCAGAUCCCCCGAGAGCUUUGUGAACUCCUUCACAAACGCUGCACACCCGCCUCCCGCAGCACACAGCCAACCACAGCUGAGCGACAGCCAACAAGAGCCAAUCACAAGGCACCUCCGAAAGCUCCAGGAUGCAGAUGUCUUCAGCCCUGGCUUGCCUCACCCUGGGCCUGGUUCUGGUCUUUGGGAAAGGGUUCGCUUCACCCCUUCCAGAGUCCAACACAGCCCAGCAGGCCACCGACUUCGGAGUAAAAGUGUUUCAGCAUGUGGUCCAGGCCUCCAAAGACCGAAAUGUGGUCUUCUCUCCCUACGGCGUGUCCUCGGUGCUAGCUAUGCUGCAGCUGACCACAGCAGGGAAAACCCGGCAGCAGAUCCAAGAUGCUAUGGGAUUCAAUAUCAGUGAGAAGGGCACGGCUCCUGCCCUCCGCAAGCUCUCCAAGGAGCUCAUGGGAUCAUGGAACAAGAAUGAGAUCAGUACUGCGGACGCCAUCUUUGUCCAGCGGGACCUAGAGCUGGUCCAGGGCUUCAUGCCCCACUUCUUCAAGCUCUUCCGGACCACGGUGAAGCAGGUGGACUUCUCAGAGGUGGAAAGAGCCAGAUUCAUCAUCAACGACUGGGUGGAGAGGCACACCAAAGGUAUGAUCAGUGACUUACUGGCCAAGGGGGCCGUAGACGAGCUGACACGCCUGGUGCUGGUGAACGCCCUCUAUUUCAACGGCCAAUGGAAGACCCCCUUCUUAGAGGCCAGCACCCACCAGCGCCUGUUCCACAAGUCUGAUGGUAGCACCGUCUCCGUGCCCAUGAUGGCUCAGAACAACAAGUUCAACUACACCGAGUUCACCACUCCGGAUGGGCACGAGUACGACAUCCUGGAACUGCCCUACCACGGCGAAACCCUCAGCAUGUUCAUUGCAGCACCCUUUGAAAAAGAUGUGCCCCUCUCUGCCAUCACCAACAUUUUGGACGCUGAGCUCAUCAGACAAUGGAAGAGCAACAUGACCAGGCUGCCCCGCCUCCUCAUCCUGCCUAAGUUCUCUCUGGAGACUGAAGUGGACCUCAGAGGGCCCCUGGAGAAGCUGGGCAUGACUGACAUCUUCAGCUCAACCCAGGCCGACUUCUCAAGUCUUUCCGACCAAGAGCAGCUCUCUGUAGCACAAGCACUACAAAAGGUCAAGAUCGAGGUGAACGAGAGCGGCACAGUGGCGUCUUCCUCCACAGCCAUUCUAGUCUCAGCCCGCAUGGCCCCCACGGAGAUAGUUUUAGACCGAUCCUUUCUCUUUGUGGUUCGGCACAAUCCAACAGAGACAAUCCUCUUCAUGGGCCAGCUGAUGGAGCCUUGAGAGUGGGACGAGAAGCCUUCCUUUGGGACAAAACUGGACGUGUUAUAAGCAGAGACUCUGAAGAAAAGAAUUGUUUUAAGGACUCUUUGGGGAGAAAGAGAAGGCCUUUCUUUCUUACCCCCGCACUGGUAAAUCUUUCCAACCAGCCUCCCAGACCUCAGACUCUCGAAGAGGAAAGAGUCUAACUCCCUCACUAGGGACCUAUCUUACUAAGGAUAAGGAUAAGUUCCAACCAUAGAACUCAGAGAAUCUGGAUCUGCCCAGUAUUCAGUCUUUGGACCCGGUUCCCACCAAGGCCCCAGCAGGGCCAAGCCACUACGCCUUCACUCAGCAAAGUCUUUUGUGUUCCAGUCACACUCUGGGUACCUCUUGUAUCAUCCUCCAUUGCUGUGAAGGGUGGCCCAGGCCAAAGGAAGAAGCACUGUCCUAUCUCAAGGUCCACUGUGGAAAUGAACACCUUGCCCAUCUCCAAGGGGCAGCAGAUAGACAGAUCAAAUGAUCGCCCGAUGUCAAGCCUUCUCCCAGCCCCCGUCCUGCCCUCCCUUCCCUGACAGAGCACGCUUGUGUUAUUUCAGAGUGUAGAUGACUUGUUUACAGCUUUUUUCGACCCACAAACUUUUCUCAUUUUGAAAGCGUGAAAGAAAGGUUAGACGUGCGCAUGCCUUGCUCUUUAUCCUGGGUCUCCCUGUGAGGGGGGAGGGGUCCUGGGGAGAUUCCAGGGGUGUGAUUGAAUAUUUAUCUUGUUUAUCUUAUAUGUUUGUUGGGGAGAAGAAGCACUAUUAAGGAGAAAGCCUUUUAUUUAAACCAUGGCAUAUGGUGUCCCAUUUGGGGUCUGUAUCCCUGUAUGUCAGGGAGGCAUCACUCCACAAACCCGCCCCUCCGGGUGGCCCGGCGUUGGGGCUCGCACUGCCGCCUAGUGGCAGCCGAACACGCCCUUGCCCCAUCCCUCCCCCGCAUCCUCCCCCGUGGCUCUUUUCCUUAGGGAUCUUGCCAAGGUGAUGCUUGGCAGCCCACGGUAAAGGAAGGGGGGAAGAAGAUUAGGUGGAAGAGAGAGAGAGAGAGAUUUGAGAGAGGGCAAAGUGGUUUCAAAUUUUUCCAAUACAUUCAGAAGCCGAGUGGGAAAGGGGGCUGUGUGACCUAACAGGACAGAACUUUCUCCAAUUACUGGGUGACUCAGCUGCACUGGUGACUCACUUCAAUGUGUCAUUUCCGGCUGCUGUAAGUGAGCAGUGGACACGUGGGGGGGGUGAGGAUGAAAGAAACAGCCAGCUCCUGGUCAACCACCUUAGUUAGAUAAUCUUUUUUGAAAGCUUCCUAGCUGGGGGUAUGAUCAGAAAACCAAUUUACUGAAAAACUGCACAGGAAGGUAACGUGAAUCUAAUUUCAUAGCGGGCCGCUCUGCAUCCGUUACAUCUCCACCGGAAAAAAAUAAUCUUUUUUUUUUUUUUUUUUUGGUGUUUUAGCUUUUCUCUCUCCCUCUUUCUCUCUCGUUUCAUUAUGCACUGGACAACCAUACACCGUGUACCCACAGGGGCCCCAAAUGUGGGGUCACAUGGUCUUGAAUUUUGUGGGGUACAUAUGCCUUUGUUUGUUUGUUUUCACUUUUGAUAUAUAAACAGGUAAAUAUGUUUUUAAAAAAUAAUAAAAAUAGAGAAUAUGCAAACAAAA